Penaeus monodon (black tiger shrimp) is the source of this 1486-nucleotide messenger RNA. RefSeq lists its product as uncharacterized. The transcript has 3 exons. Lineage: Eukaryota; Metazoa; Arthropoda; Malacostraca; Decapoda; Penaeidae. The record is from RefSeq and is a predicted model, not a curated record. Bases 372 to 1106 code for a protein of 244 amino acids.
GACCCUGCGAUGAAUGGACGUGACAUAAAUUUUAUCCAUGCAUGAGGUUCCCGAGUUGCCCAAAUUCCGUAAAGGAGAAGAUUAAAAAAAAAAAAAGAAGCGUGACGAAAUGACAAAUAUAGUUGUGGUUAAUUAAACGCAACAGCUGGCGUCACAGCCCCAGCGGCCGGAUAUGAUGCCACUGUCGCGUUUCUCGUAUAAAGUCUGGCGCCCGGCUCCUCGGUCGCCAGUCUUGAGAGAUACCGAGUUCAAGGAGCAAGAAACUCAGCGAGAGAGACAAAGAAAAGGAAAAAGUCCUACAAACAAAGAUACUGCCGCAAGUUACACGGUUCUCAAUCGGUGCAGAAAAAAACAACAACAAAACGACGACAAUGAUGAAGGUUUUGGUUGUGUCCUUGAUUGCUCUUGUGGCACCUUCGGUCGCUGCCCCUCAUGGCUACGUCCUUCAGAGACAAGACAACACAGGAGCGCCCUUCACGUGGCUCUCGGCCCUGAAGGAUGCGCACGCCAGGGGAAGCUCUCUGGCACCUGUCGACAUCCCGAGGGCCAAUGUAGUCGUAGGACCUCAUCGUGGAUUCACACUCUCCAGCAACAAGCCCUUCUCCCAAUGGCUCCACGGCGUAGUUCAGUCCGCUGUGGCACGACACAACUCCCUGCACAAAUCCCUCGCGUUCACCCCUGCUGUCAACCGCUACUAUGGCUCCUUCGUCGUCCCUUCUCGUGGAUUCCCCCAGUUCCCUGUAGUUCCCCCGACCAUUCCUAUCACUAGGACCCACUCUAACCCCUCUGCCACCAUGACCGCCUCCGUCCCCACGACCACUUCGCCCUCGACCACUUCCCGCUCGACGACGACCACCACCACGCCCACCUCCCCCUCGACGACCACCCUCCUUCCCCGCAGCCUCGAAGGGGACACCGACGUGAACUACGUGGGCCCCGUCCCCCGAGAGAACCCCGACGCAGAGGUCUUCGACGAGGAGCUGGUGAGGGAAGACGCCCGCAGGAACUUCGCCGGCGUGUCCGAGGAGUUCGGCGAAGUUCAGCCUGAGUCGUCGGAGGUCGUUAGGUCUCAGCCCGUGGAUUCUACAGACGCCCCCUUUUUGUAAACUAUUGGAAUAAUACGUACUACGUACUGUUGACAUAAUACGUGCGUCAUAUGACUAAAGCCUGCCAUAAAGCUCGUAAUUACACUGUAUAGUGGCAUUAACGAUCGACCUUGGCACAGUGCCAUAGAUAUAUCGUGAGGAAAUAUAUUCCCCGUGCCCUGUGCCCCUUGGUCUUACCUAGACACAACGAAGCAGCUCAUUAUUUAUUAAUCUCUGUGUCUACAAAGCCUCAAGAGGUGACAUAACAUUGCAAGUGCUCACUUGCAUUGUUAUGUAAGUAUUGGGGAAUAUAUUUCUUGAUAUCCUUUCCUAGGAUUAAAUUCUUGUACGUUAAUUAUAUUGUUUGUUAUAUUUUUUAAAUAAAACAUUCAUUCCAAAAC